AGGAAGUGUUGUUGUUUUUUUUGGAUAGGGAGGGGCCUAUUUUUGUUUCCUAAUAAAGUAUAGACUUAGCGCUAUGUUCAAAACUAUUAUACAUUCAUUAUAAUGUAGCUCCUGUUAUACAUUUGAAAACGAUUAGUAAAGUUUAUUUUAUUCAAGGGAACAUCGCAAGGGGAAGGCUCAGUAAAGCGGAACAAGUAAGUGGUAUCUCUCUCCAAGUUCGGGGAAAGUGGUUGGGAGACGAAUUUCGUCACCGUCAGCUCGGUAGCAAUUUACUCCGUUAUUUUUUUACGUGAAAUGUAAUAAUGAGAAAUCUUUUGAGGAGCAGGUUAUGAUUAACUUUAUCUUGCGAAAAGCAACAAGUGCGAUUGAUGUCGUUUUUUCUCACGUCAUGAAUAAACUUGGUGGCCUCGUCACGCGCCCUCAUCGUUCAAGAAAGCAACAUUAGCAUCACCGCUCAGGCUACCGCAAGGCUACAUCAUGUACUAACUAGCUAGAUUUAGUUUGUUUCACUUUUGCCCCCGACCACUUUAUACUUCUGAUGUCUGCUGUCAAUAAGUAGGUCUAUAAGUAACUUCAAUAUAUGAAAUGGCCUUAUUAUCUGAGGUCACUUCAUAAAGUCGUGCAAGGUUGGCCAUGCUGGCUCGCUUGGCUGAACCAGGCCAUAAAGUAAAUGUGAAAAAUAGGAAAUGACUCGUGUAGCUUAGCAACAUUGUAACCACAUUCUAAUAAUAACCUCACUCUCUGCAACAUGGUAACUAGCUAGUCUACUCUGUAACAACACUCACUUUUGCAACAUUGUAACUGGUUGGCGUUAUUCUUCUCUAAGUUGAUGUCUGUUAAGGUAUGUGGAGGACAGACUUCCAUGAACCUACAACUCUUUUGACAGCAGUCGUAGAUGUGUAUUUUAUGGUUUGGUAGUUAAAUAUGGUUUAAUAAUUUCAUUAAGUGAUUAUUAAUCAGUGGUUUAUCAUUAGUUAUUAAUUGAUUGUUUUUUAAUUAGUUAAUUGGAGCUCAGAAAUUGACUGCAACAUAACAAACGCUUACAGUAUUAUGCAUUCUUACCAAACGACAUAACUAAUGGUGAUGCAUAUCGUUUUAACAUAUAUUUAAAAUGUAAGAAAUACAUUGUGGGCCUUGUUGGCAUAGCCGCACCAGAUGGAAUACUGCAUGUUACUGCUGAAUUUGACAAUAUGGCAUCUGUGAAUCUGACACUGUAAAUUAUUAUUUCUACCCCUCUCUCAGAUUUGACCCUUCAUCAGCCUCAGGACUAAAUCCAGCUUUGAGAAAAAUAAAACCAGUGUUUAACAGCUCCACUGUUGUUAUAUCUCCUUCAUCUAACCAGUAAAUAAUUCAAAAAGACAUAAACAAACUACCACAUGCAACAAUGUCCAUGGCCCUGAAGCAAGUCUUCAACAAGGACAGGACAUUCCGGCCGAAGCGUAAGUUUGAGCCCGGGACACAGCGCUUCGAGCUGCACAAGAAGGCUCAGGCGUCUCUGAAUGCAGGCCUGGACCUGAAGCAGGCAGUGGCACUGCCCCAUGGAGAGGACCUGAAUGACUGGGUGGCCGUGCAUGUGGUGGACUUCUUCAACCGCAUCAACCUCAUCUACGGCACCAUCAGUGACUCCUGCACCGACCAGACCUGCCCCGUCAUGUCCGGAGGGCCCAAGUACGAGUACCGCUGGCAGGACGAGCACAAAUACAAGAAGCCCACAGCUGUUCCAGCCCCAAAGUACAUGAGCCUGCUGAUGGACUGGAUCGAGGUACAGAUCAACAACGAGCACAUCUUCCCCACCAACGUCGGUAUGUACAAAGAAUGAUAACUAGGUACAUGGGCUUGGAUCUGCAUUGUGAUAAAUAGGUUUAAUGUUUUCGCAGAGUUACAAAAGAGCAUCUUGAUAGGCUGAAUUCCUUGUUCUCUUUGUCAUUACCAAGUGCAACAGCUGUAUCUGUUCAUCUACAAUGAUCCAAAAAUUCCUAACCUUGCAUUCUUCACGUAAUUCCAACCACACAACUUGGUAUCUGACUAUCUGUAGAAACAUCCAAGCAAUGGCAUUAGAAAUGGGUCACACAAUCUACAGUAGGGUAUAAAUAGGCAUGGCAUGUGCACAUGUCCCUGGAAAUGCAUUGCUAAAAUACUAUUAGAUUAGUGUAAACGGAUGGACAGAUAACUUCAUCUAUUCUUGAUGGAUGAAGGAAAAUAUAAAUCCUCUACCCUAGGUGUUGUCAUUUAAAGGCUCACAUAUCUCCUUCGAGUGAUACAAGCAUAAUCCUGUAGUUCACAAAAACAAAAUAUAUUUUAUUUGCACCCAAGGUAAUAUUUAAAGUUGAGAAUUAAUCUGACAAACAGACUGAUUCAAACACAGAUACGGUUGAGAGCAUGACUACUUUUGUGUUUACUUUACAUGUCCCCGGAGGACACAUCUUCAUAUUCUUUUGUCAUCUUUUGUUUGGUUUUUGAAGGUACUCCCUUCCCCAAGACCUUCAUGCAGGUAGCUAAGAAGAUUUUGUCUCGCUUGUUUCGUGUGUUCGUCCACGUCUACAUCCACCACUUUGAUCGUGUGAGCCAGAUGGGUGCAGAGGCCCACGUCAACACCUGUUACAAGCACUUCUACUACUUUGUAACAGAGUUCAACCUCACAGACCACAAGGAGCUCGAGCCACUGGUGAGUGAGGAUACAAAUAAUUGAAUUGUCUAUCUUGUUGGUAGGCGAGCUGUUAAACAAACGAUUGCACAAACUCAUAAAGGCAAGGAUACAUUUUAAUUUUCAUAUAAUUUCUUACACAUUACAUGGCUUUUUUUGUAAAGGAAGCUGCCUGAAGUUAUGUCUGUGUUGCACCCUAGAAUUGUGAUGUUUACAAGCACAUUUGUGUGCUUUUGCUAUGAUAAUGUUGCUAAACUACCACUCCUGUCUCCUACAGAAAGAGAUGACAUCACAGAUGUGCCACUAAGGGAGCGCCACUGACCACUUGACACAUUCCCCCUUGAAGACUAGUUCCGUCCAUGUAGAAGAAUGAAACAGGAAACAUAAACCAAAUCUAAAAGAGUCUUUAUUUUUUAUAAACAAGUACUGUAAUCUAUUUUAACCAUGUAGGUUUGUUUAACCAGGAACAUUGUAAGGCAUUCUCUUCCUUUUAAUGUUUUGAGCAUUUUAUCAGAGCACAGUAUUAAGAGAGAAAUCUUUCUAUUUUAAUUUGAAGCUGAAUCAUUCCUGUCAUUUAGUUGUUCUCUUCUUAUCUUAAAAUAAUAUAUGUAUGUUUGUACAUAUCUAAGAUUGUAGUAUGUGGAGAGAUUAAACGCACUCUGUUCCUACUCUAAACUCUAAACUCAGUGUCUUAUGUUUAAUUAUAGAAUGGGUAGUUUGGAUGCUGAUUAGACGAGCAGCGUUUGAAGCCAUGCUGUGUUAUCAUACAUUGUUAUUUUUCCAGAAUAUACAUUCAAACUGGUAUAUUGUUUGUUUAUGAAAUCUAUGGCAUUGUUUUGUAAAAGCAAUAAAAGAACUGAGAACAAAGCCUGUCGAGCGAAGCCAACCAACAUAAUAAACCAGUUGUGCAGGUCUUAAGUUAGUCCACAAGGUGG
Molecule: messenger RNA, 3579 nt
Organism: Coregonus sp. 'balchen'
Lineage: Eukaryota; Metazoa; Chordata; Actinopteri; Salmoniformes; Salmonidae
Source: the annotation of a GenBank genome assembly